This is a messenger RNA of Cottoperca gobio, 2280 nucleotides long. RefSeq names its product acyl-CoA synthetase long chain family member 5 (gene acsl5). Gene Ontology annotation, biological process: long-chain fatty-acyl-CoA biosynthetic process; fatty acid metabolic process; positive regulation of long-chain fatty acid import across plasma membrane. The record is from RefSeq and is a predicted model, not a curated record. Gene Ontology annotation, cellular component: mitochondrion; membrane; endoplasmic reticulum. Gene Ontology annotation, molecular function: arachidonate-CoA ligase activity. Lineage: Eukaryota; Metazoa; Chordata; Actinopteri; Perciformes; Bovichtidae.
GAGAAGUUCACACAACUGUGCAGUUAAGGUGCUAAUGAUCACAGGUGGGCAGAUUGUGCAUUAGUGGUGUUGCUGCCUCCAGCUGCUCUUCUCCCCCAGGAGAUCUCUGCUCAACCUGGCCUCACGCAGCCUCUGCUAAUCCCACCAGAGCAGAGGAAGAGGAUCACACUGCCACACGCCUGCCUGUGACUGUCACUUAAGAGGACCUGCAGCAGCAGACCUUGCACCAUGGACUCCCUUAUCCAGUUGCUGUUCUCGCCUCUCCCGACCCCGGCCAUCAUCUCCCUAUUUGCCCUGGCAGCUGCCAUCUUGUUUUACCUCAACACACGACCCUGUGCCCUGCACAUUCCCUUCGACCUCAACAGACAAACUCUGGGCAUCAAGGAUGGAGCGAGGAAGACUGUGUUGCUUGAGGAUAACAACAACCUGAUGGUGUGUUACCAUGAAGAUGCCAAGACCAUGUAUGAGGUCUUUCAGAGGGGCCUGAAAGUUUCAGGUAACGGACCAUGCUUGGGCUACAGAAAACCAGGAAGGCCGUACCAGUGGCUGACGUACAAACGGGUGUCUGACAGAGCUGAGCACCUGGGGUCAGGGCUUCUUCACAAGGGUUUGAAGCCGAACUCUGACACUUUUAUUGGCAUCUUUGCUCAGAAUAGACCUGAGUGGAUUAUCGGUGAGCAGGCGUGCUACACCUACUCCAUGGUGGCGGUUCCCCUGUACGACACCCUGGGUCCUGAAGCGCUCGUGUUCAUUAUCGACCGAGCGGAGAUCUCCACAGUGCUUUGUGACAAUCAAAAGAAGGCAGAAACACUGCUGCAGUCCCGGGAGAAAGGCCAGACUCCAGUCCUCAAAACCAUCGUCAUCAUGGACCCUUUCCACUCUGAGUUGGUUGAGCGAGGUACCAAGUGUGGGGUGGACGUCGUGUCCUUGCAGGAUGUGGAGGCUCUGGGGAAGAGUAAUCUUCAAGAGCCAAUUCCCCCGAAGCCAGAGGAUCUCAGUAUUGUUUGCUUCACCAGCGGCACUACAGGAAACCCCAAGGGAGCGAUGUUGACCCAUGAGAACGUGGUCUCUGACGCUGCAGGUGUCAUCAAAAUUCUCGAUGUGGCAGUUCUGCCAUCUACUCAGGAUGUCAGCAUUUCAUUCCUGCCUUUAGCGCAUAUGUUCGAGAGAGUCGUGCAGACGGUGAUGUAUGGUCAUGGAGCUAGGGUGGGAUUCUUCCAGGGAGACAUCAGACUGCUGCCAGAUGACCUGAAAAACCUGCAGCCCACCAUCUUCCCCGUCGUGCCUCGACUUCUCAACCGUGUCUAUGACAAAGUUCAGAGUGGCGCCAAAUCGCCUUUCAAGAAAUGGCUGCUGAACUUUGCCGUGGAGAGGAAAUUUGCUGAAGUGAGGCAGGGCAUCAUCAGGACCAACAGUGUAUGGGACAAACUCAUCUUCCACAAAGUCCAGGAGUCUCUGGGGGGGCGAGUGAGGAUCAUGGUGACGGGAGCAGCACCCAUCGCUCCCCCUGUGCUCAACUUCCUCAGGGCGACUCUGGGCUGCCAGAUCUUUGAGGCGUACGGACAGACGGAGUGCACAGCCGGCUGCACCUUCACCAUGCCAGGAGACGCCACCUCAGGCCAUGUUGGGGUGCCGCUGCCUUGUAAUGUUGUGAAGUUGGUUGAUGUUGAAGAAAUGAACUACUUCUCUUCAAACGGCGAAGGGGAGGUGUGUAUCAAAGGUAGAAAUGUGUUCAAGGGGUAUUUGAAAGACCCAAAGACUACUGCAGAGGCCUUGGAUGAAGAUGGUUGGCUCCACACAGGAGACAUUGGAACAUGGCUUCCGAGUGGAGUUCUGAAGAUCAUCGACCGAAAGAAGAAUAUCUUCAAGCUGGCUCAGGGGGAGUACAUCGCACCAGAGAAGAUUGAGAAUGUGUAUGUACGCAGUGGACCUGUGGCCCAAGUAUUUGUGCAUGGAGACAGUCUACAGUCCUGCCUGAUCGCCAUCGUGGUUCCUGAUCCUGACGUCCUGCCAGGUUUGGCAAAAAAUCUUGGGUGCCAAGGCUCCAUUGAAGAACUCUGCAAAAACACGGUAAUAAAGAAAGCCAUUCUGUCAGACAUGACCGAACUGGGCAAAGAGGCAGGACUCAAGUCCUUUGAGCAGGUGAAAGACAUGUACCUCCAUCCAGAGCAGUUCACCAUCGAGAAUGGUCUGUUAACCCCAACUCUGAAGGCCAAGAGGGCUGAGCUCAAGGCUCUCUUCCAGCCACAGAUUGACAAACUGUACGAUAACCUCCAAUAA